Molecule: messenger RNA, 258 nt
Organism: Sphaeroforma arctica JP610
Lineage: Eukaryota; Ichthyosporea; Ichthyophonida
Exons: 3
Source: RefSeq, a predicted model, not a curated record
AUGGCGGAGGCGGCGAAGGCCGAGGGCCUCAUGAAAGAGCUGCAAAAACUUAGAUCUCGGUCACAGUCCUUUCUACAGAAUCACGAACCAAUAGCAAGUAGCACUCCAACAAAGCAAGAUACGGAUUCGUCCAGCCGUCUGGCGUUCCGUGAGGUCGUGGAAGCCGUCAAACAUACGAAUAAUGCUAUAUUUGAGCUGUUUGUGAGACAGCAGUCAGAUUGGAAACUACAAACAGAAAACUCGCAAAGUGAUUGGCAA